AGUAGUAUGUCCAACCAGCCACAUCUUUUCCGUCAACACGCUUGAAGGGAUUCGGACAACUUCAAUCUGCAGUUGAUGUCAGCUCCAAAAGGCGAGAACUGCCAGGUCGACAUGGAGAGCAAAGCUGGAGAUCUGUUCAGUGCUGAGGAUGCUCAUCCUACAGGUGGAGCUGGGAUCUUGGCCAAGCUGGGCCUCCCCAAAAGCAUCUCCCCCAGCGUGGCCAAAGAGUGGCUGGACAGGCGCCGCAUGUCCAUCCGACCGUGGGCGAGCUUCGUGGACCAGCGCAAGUUCUCCAAACCUCGCAACUUUGGCGAGCUGUGUCAGCGGGUGGUGAAAAACGUGGAGACGUUCAACAGCAACUACACCUUCAUCUUCUUGGGCCUCAUCCUCUACUGCAUAAUCAGCUCUCCAAUGUUGCUCAUUGCAUUGGCCGUGUUCCUCGGUGCCUUCUACAUCGUCCAUCUUAAAUCGCUGGAGUCGAAGCUGGUGAUCCUUGGCAAGGAACUGACUGUCCCACACCAGAUGAGUCUAGCUGGAGCCGUUUCCUUACCUGUGUUCUGGCUGGCAGGAGCAGGCGCUGCAGUUUUUUGGGUUCUGGGAGCGACCUUGUUCGUGAUCGGCAGUCACGCCGCAUUUCGUGAGCUGGAACCUUCCGACUUGGAGGAGCUCCUCAUGGAGCCCGUAUAAGGAGCAGGACGACCUGGCUGUGGUUUCCACGUACAAUGAUAUACUUUGCUGUUACACAGGUAUCAUGGCCUAUUCUACAUGUCGCCACUCUUAUCAUUAAAUGGGUUAGGGUUACAUUUAUACUUUGUUAUUCGCAAUUGUCGCUACGCCAAACUGCUAAGCCGGGAACACUUUCCCCAACAGAAGUGCCAUUUUUAAAGCAAUGAACACGUAAAAGUACUAUUAUGAUUCUAUACAAAUGAAAAUGCAUAAUGUUUUUUUUUUUUUUAACGCAAACCUUUAGUUUACUUCGUAUAGAAAUGGCGCCAGUGUAUAUUCUAUAGCCAGGAAAAUGGGAAUCUUGUGCAAAUGUUCAUUCCAGCAAUUACAAAGUGAAACUAAUACAUGACAGGAGCUCAGAACAUGCGAGAUGUUUGAUAUCAUUCUGAUUAUAGCAGCUUACAGUGGGGGUGUCCGAAUGUUUGGAAUUGGGGGCCGCAUUGGAAAAAAAAAUAGAUAAAAAAAUAUGUAUGUAUUAGGGCUGCAACUAACGAUUAAUUUGAUAAUCGAUUAAUCUGUCGAUUAUUGCUUCGAUUAAUAAUCGGAUAAAAGAGACAAACUACAUUUCUAUCCUUUCCGGUAUUUUAUUGAAAAAAUCCAGCAUACUGGCACCAUGUUGUGGACAUUGGGGGUGCAGCAUACACCAACAAUAACACAGAAAUGUAACUCAUCAGAACUGAAUCAGAUAUUUUACGCGUUUCUGUUGUGAAUAAUAAAGGAUUCAUUUUAGGCUGCCUCUGAUAAUAGCAUGAAAUAUUCCAGCACCUUCAUAACGUUUAGUUAUAGUAAAGCGUCACUCAAAUCUAAAUAUAUUUAUAUAGCUUUAUCGGGCCCGGCUACAUUGAUCCAUUAUGAAACCAACCUGAGAUAUUUCUGUCCGUUACGUUUAUUUCCAAAUUGGUAGCCGUGCGUUUUCUCUCUCAAAACGGAGUCAAAUGUGCCGGAGACACAUUAUCAGCCCCGCGUUGCAACAAAGGCAUAACGUUAACGUUACUCACAAAAAAGCUGAACUCAUGAAUGCUUGUUGCCACUAUGGACUUAAAAAGUUACGUACUGUGAGUUCCUCCCUUCAUCCAUGGCUCCAACAUGUUUCCUUUUCAGGUGCUCCUGAAGCAAUGUUGUACUUCCGUGCCAUUUUGCAGGAAACGCUCUUCUUUGAAGUCUUUAAAGUGAAGUGUUCCCACACUUUUGACGACUUAGGUCGUACAUUUUUCUCCAUUGAAGCAAUAACCUCAAGAUGUUUCUCCGCUAAACUAUCGGUAGUGUUUUCCUGCGCCAUUUUUCAAAAUUUUCCAGCAAAGGAAACGUGAGCUGCACAUGACCACAUCAUUGGCUAGCUUACGCCACCUCAUGAGACGUACGCUGUUUUGUACUGUUUUUGUACUUAUUUUGAUUAUUGUUUCUCAGCUGUUUGUAAAUGUUGCAGUUUAUAAAUAAAGGUUUAUAAAACAAAAAAACAAAAAAAAUAACCCAAAAAUUAAAAAAAAUUAUAAUAUAAAAA
Entelurus aequoreus (snake pipefish) is the source of this 2227-nucleotide messenger RNA. Its product is annotated as prenylated Rab acceptor protein 1-like. NCBI's taxonomy places the organism in Eukaryota, Metazoa, Chordata, Actinopteri, Syngnathiformes, Syngnathidae. Gene Ontology annotation, cellular component: Golgi apparatus. The transcript has 6 exons. The record is from RefSeq and is a predicted model, not a curated record. Bases 76 to 687 code for a protein of 203 amino acids.